Gamsiella multidivaricata is the source of this 1443-nucleotide messenger RNA. RefSeq lists its product as uncharacterized. Bases 227 to 1207 code for a protein of 326 amino acids. The record is from RefSeq and is a predicted model, not a curated record. NCBI's taxonomy places the organism in Eukaryota, Fungi, Mortierellomycota, Mortierellomycetes, Mortierellales, Mortierellaceae. The transcript has 4 exons.
AUUAAUAUUUGUGAGCACACCCUUCUCGUUCUUUCUUUUCUUCCACCAUUACCUACUUUUCUCGCCUACCUUCGUCCGUUGAAUCCACAUCGGAACAGAAAAGCCGCAAGAAAUCUGGCAUCAGGACCACCACCCAUUGCUUUAGAAUCACAGGAGGCUGUCGUCUUGGACAAUUACCCCGCCAACCGACCUCAACAACGAAAUAGCCAUCUAAUCCGUAUUCCUCAUGACCUCCCUACAGGCCGUGGAGAGAAGUCUCUCGGAACUAAAUCUGUUGGGCCCUGACGGCUGGCCUGCCUGGACCCACGUUCUUCAAAAGGCACACAAGACCAAUUACGGUCGGAGUGAUGAUCCUGUCUUCCUGCAUUUGGCAUCCAAGACGCGACUAGGAGCUGUGACACUGCUGGCGGUCCAGUUCCAAGACUUUUUGCAAGAGGAUGGGCGUUAUUUGCUCUUCCAAAUGUCAAUGACGGACCAGAACCUGCUUUCGACCAUCCAAAGCAACCAGGUCGGACAGUUAGCCUGGCAAAUGCCAAAAUCGCGCGAAUACUUUCACCUCACUGGCAAGUUCUACAUCUGCUCGGCACCACGCCAGGUCACCCGCUACACGCCGCCAGUCCUGCCCCAUGUGAGUGGCUCGACCGAGGAUCUGGCAGCACAGCGCCAAGUUUCGAAUCAGUUUUGGGAGGUAAAGCGUCAGGAGCAAUGGCGCAAGCUACCGCCGAAAAUUAGGGCCUCGUACACCUGGCCCAUGGCCGGUAGCGUACCCAAGGGACCUGCCUCGGCCUUUCAAUGCCUAGCUAUGGAGGACAUGACCCAGCAGGAUGCCCCAAAGUCACCUAUUGGAAGCAGUAACAACCGGGAUAGUCUCAUGUCGCAGGACGGCACCCCCAACCCGAUGUCCUCGCCCUCCUCGCCGUCAUCCGUCGCGUCCUUUCGCUCGAGGUGGAAUGCCUUUUCAGGAAGCAUCCCCGCUGGAGCGGCAGACACCGAUGCGGCCCCGCUCUCGCCUGUGUCCGCGCAAAACAAGAUUCGCAACGAUAACCCAGCAAAAAUCUUGCAUGAUAUUGCGCUGGACAACUUUUGUCUGCUGGUCUUCAAGCCUUUGGACAUUGUCCACUUUGAGUCUUCGCCUCUUCCUCCCAAGAGAACAAUCUAUACCACCGACGCCGCAGGUCAAUGGACCACAAAUGAGGCGAACCCUUAGGACCCACGGACCCUAUAUCCCCAGUUACAUAUUACAAACUAACAGCAGCAAUAAACGAUACAGGUCAUUUCAGCCUUACGACAGUUUUGCUCUUCAUUGUAUUGCAAAAUGGAGCUAAGAAUGCUCGUCAUAGGUCGCAACACUUUCCAGGAGCACAUAUAUACCCGUGUCUGGAUCUUCUUUGUCAUGCAACUGGAGAUUUGAAGACCAUAUGAAAAAUGAGUACAUGUUCUCUC